This is a messenger RNA of Nilaparvata lugens (brown planthopper), 1776 nucleotides long. RefSeq names its product WSC domain-containing protein ARB_07867. The record is from RefSeq and is a predicted model, not a curated record. Lineage: Eukaryota; Metazoa; Arthropoda; Insecta; Hemiptera; Delphacidae. Bases 454 to 1776 code for a protein of 440 amino acids. The transcript has 9 exons.
GAAAAGUCUCGUCUUAUCACACUUGCGAUUCUCCGAUGCAAUUACUGUCCGAAGAUCACUGAUAAUCUUCGACGCUGGCCCAAUAAAAAUGUUAAACAAAUACAUGUUCAGUGAGCCAGACACACCAAUCAAAUUUCAGCUAGCUUAAGAUAGUUAUGUCUAUAUAUCUCAAUGUGAGACUCAUCCAAUUGUCAGUGCCAUCUUGAUUCUAAUUCGAAAAACCUCACCAAACGAGUUUCCCGUUACUAUCUAAUUCAAGAUAAUCACUAACUCAAGGCUUGCAGCAGUGACGCUGGCUGCUUCUUCGACUCUCUGAUUUCUGCUCUGCUCAGUGUGCUUUUAAAUUGAGUGCCGGCUGCGUCUUCUAUGGACUCUGUAAUGUGAAUGGAUUCUUCUAAAACACAUUGAAAAGUGAGUGAAUCUCUUACAACCUUGUGAUCUACGCUUAACAACAUGGAAACUCAUUCAUAUUUUCCAUUAUUAUUGAAGCUGUGGACAGUCUUAUUAUUAUUAUUAUUCGAAGUUUCAGGUUCUCUGGCUGAAAGUUACAAGCAGUAUUAUAUCGGAUGUUAUAUCGACGGUAAUCCCAGCAGACGACUGUUUGGCAAUCACAAGGUCAAUAUUGAAAAUAUGUCACCGAAGGCAUGUAUUGAAUUAUGUAAAUCAAAAAGCUAUGCAUACGCAGGAAUUCAAUAUGGGGUUGAAUGCUUCUGUGGCAAUGAGAGACCGCUUUUCACGGCAAGAACUGAUGAGACUGAAUGCAGCACAGAUUGUCCUGGAAACAAGGAAGAAAAGUGUGGAGCCGGAUGGAGAACUAGUGCUUACAAAACUGGUUUAACAGGUACCCCACCUAGAGAAAAGCUGAAUUACAUUGGAUGCUACUCUGAUUUUGGAUCAGAGGAUCGCAGACUAUUUGACAAAUUUCAGUCAGACUUUGUAGAAGGUCAAACACCGCAUUACUGUGCUGGUCUGUGCUAUGCACUUGGAUAUGGCUAUGCAGCUUUGCAAUACAAUUUCGAGUGUUUCUGCGGCAAUAAUCAUCCACCCUCUGAAAGGCUCACCAACGAUGAGGAAUGUGGCUUGGAGUGCACAGGAGACAAAAAUGAGAAAUGUGGUGGUCAUUGGAAACUCAGUGUGUACUCAACAUCCAUUCCAGAUAUACCAGCACUGGGUAGAUAUAUUGGAUGCUAUAUUGACAAUGGUGACAAAAGGGUGUUUAAUGGUAUUAAGAAAGAUUUUCCUUCAAGGAAUAACCCCCAACUUUGUGUCAAUUUUUGCCUGAGGAACAAUUACCAAUAUGCAGGACUACAAUAUGGGAGGGAAUGCUAUUGUGGAAAUGAUGAACUAACAGCGGGACUGGUGCCUGACCAUCAAUGCGAGAUGGAAUGUCCGGGAGAUGAUACUCGUGCCUGCGGUAAUCAUUGGAGAUUGGCCGUUUAUCAACUUACCAUUCAAUUCAGAUCACCGCAGUAUUUGGGAUGCUUCAAGGACGAAUCAAGCGAAAUAAGACUGUUCAAGGGAUACCAACAAAACUUCUAUAAUUCAUUGACCGUACAAAGCUGUAUUGACAUUUGUAGAAGCAAAGGAUUCCAAUACUCUGGACUUCAGUAUAGAUACCAAUGCUUCUGCGAGGAUAGAAAGCCACCAAACGCCUCACUAGUGGGUGACAACAAUUGUCUUUAUCCAUGCUCGGGUGACAGCUCCCAGAUAUGUGGCGGUGACUGGAGGUACUCUGUCUAUUGGAAUGGGUUUAAAAGUGAGUCAUUCUGCUAUUAA